Messenger RNA from Stegodyphus dumicola, 542 nucleotides. RefSeq names its product syntaxin-1A-like. Gene Ontology annotation, molecular function: SNARE binding; SNAP receptor activity. Gene Ontology annotation, cellular component: SNARE complex; plasma membrane; endomembrane system. The record is from RefSeq and is a predicted model, not a curated record. NCBI's taxonomy places the organism in Eukaryota, Metazoa, Arthropoda, Arachnida, Araneae, Eresidae. Gene Ontology annotation, biological process: intracellular protein transport; exocytosis; vesicle fusion.
AAGCGCGAUUUUUAUCCUGUUGCUCAGCUGUUGACAUUGCUCGCAGCUUUCUGCUAUCGCGUUGUUUUAGCGAUAUGAGGGGUGUUUUGCAUUUGCUUGUACAAAAAAACUUCUUGUUUAUAUUUAUCAAUAUUUAAUGAAUUCACAUAGUACAUUCCAAUAUCUUUUACAAUAUAUUGGAAUAUAAAUUACAAUAUAAGUAAGCGGUUUUACGUUCAGAGACAAUUUCUUUUCCAAAAAAUUAAAGAUGGUUAUUGACCGGCUUGGAGAUUUGAAAGCAGUUUUGAAGGAUAACUAUGAAGCUUCUAAUGAAAUUACAAUUAACAUGGAUUACACAGAUUCAUACCUUUCGGAAUUUUUUAUGGAGGUGGAAUCAAUAACAAAUAGCCUUGAUAAAAUUGUUGCUUCUGUUGAAGAACUAAAAAAGAAACACAAUGCUAUAUUUUCAUCACCAACACCAAACGAAAAAGUCAAACAAGAGUUGGAAAGUCUGAUGGCUGAUAUCAAGAGAUUAUCUUCUUCAGUAAGACAAAAACUGAAGU